Petromyzon marinus (sea lamprey) is the source of this 1592-nucleotide messenger RNA. RefSeq lists its product as uncharacterized. Lineage: Eukaryota; Metazoa; Chordata; Hyperoartia; Petromyzontiformes; Petromyzontidae. Gene Ontology annotation, cellular component: membrane; extracellular region. Gene Ontology annotation, molecular function: lipid binding. Gene Ontology annotation, biological process: lipid transport; lipoprotein metabolic process. The record is from RefSeq and is a predicted model, not a curated record.
CAGCCCAUUGGAAUCGCGAGGAGAAAGUGGGACUCUCCACAGGAAGGACAUCGCUCGUGGCUGCAAUUGUAAGAAGCACGGCAACGACAUGAGCUCAGAACAGAGCAAAGAUCAGUCAAAGCCAGAUGAACUCACCUGCCAGAUUUGUGAGUGUUUAUUUACCAAUCCAAUGAGGCUGCCGUGCUGCCACAGCUUCUGCGAGGUCUGCAUCGAGGUCCACUGGGAGUUGGAAUCGACGCAGACGGAAUUCCUCUGCCCACAAGCUAAGUGUGAGCAGCGAUGGAAGAGCAAACCCACGCUGAGGAAGGAUACGACACUGGAGACUCCGGCGGAGCCAGCGAGGGAGAAGCUCGUGUCUGAGAAACUUGAUGGAAAACAACGGGCAGCAAAUGAAGGAGGAGCAACGGAUGAGGGAAAAGCAUCCUCACCACAAUCGUCCCCACCCACGCAGGGCGGUAGUGAGGAAUGGUCGCGAGCGCGCAGAGAACUCGCGGAGAUAUUUCCCGAAUGGAAGACGAAGAGGAUUGAGGUCUUGAAGAUGCUCGCCGGCAUGAUCGUUCAGCUGAAGAAGAGGAAGCGAGACGGCAACAUCUCCAAAGCGACCGGCGCUUCCGCGGGCAUCAUCGGCGGUGCCAUGGUCAUCGCCGGCUUUGCCCUCGCCCCGGUGACCGCCGGCUUAUCUCUGGGCCUCAGCAUCGCCGGCACGACCACGGGGGUUGCCGGGGGCAUCACGGCCGCGGGGGCUUCGAUCGCCGUGCUGGUGAUGAACAAAGCCUCGACCAAAGAGGCGACAGAAAAUAUCGAGAAGGAUAAAAUUGCCGGCGCGAGGCUCGCCGAAGUGGUGCGGUCGGUUUACUCGGCGGCCAGCGAGCUCGACGUUGUCACCAUGGGCACGCUGGUGUCCGAGAGGGUGACCGCCAAAGGAGGCGAAGGUGGCACAGCCCACCCGGGCAUCGUAGAGACAGCCACGGUCACCGUGGGUGGAAUAAUGGUGGCACGCAGCGCAAAGAAUGCGGCGGUGGACAUCGUCAAAAACUCAAAGGCGUUGGUGAAAGUGGCCGGGGCGGGCGCCGCCAACGCGGCCGACGAUGUUGGAUUUGCGGUGGCUAAGGGAGUGGCGACAGGCGGCAUGCGGAUGGCCGCGGUUGCUUUAAGCUCCCUGUUCCUGGUCGUGGACGUCGCGAACCUGAUCCGGGCCGGGGUCAAUUUGCACAAGAAAAACCCGUCAAAGAUAGAAGCGCACUGGCAAGGGACGUACGACAUUUUGAAGUUGCACCUGGUCGGAAUGGCGAAGAUCAACGAUUACGUCGAGAGAAUUAAGAAAUAAAUGAUGGGUAUCCACCCCCUCGAUACGUACAGCAAGGUCUCAGAGUGCACGCUGGGGGCUCAACGUACGCGGUUCCCACUCGUACCGCGACCGACCACCGCCGAUUCGUACUUACACUUGUACCCAUAUCACCCACGCAAGACACGAGUCCACCCAGCUAUAGAAUCUUUCCUAUUGUUAAUAUACAGCACAGUGCACUCGUAUAGUAAUGUGGUACUAUAGUAACAUAGUAGUAUAGAGAUAUUGUAGUAAAGUAAUACAAUCA